AUGUGCAACAGGCUUGUCCUGAGGCUCCGUGAGCAAGGCUGGCCGGACUAUCUUGCGCGGUGGGCAGGCUCGUUCAUGAGCGGCCGCUCCGCCAGAGUCAGGUACCAAGACAUCACGACACCGACGACGCCAUUACAGUGCGGUCUUCCACAGGGAUCGCCCGUGUCUCCGAUCUUGUUUUUGCUCUACACGGAACCGAUCUAUCGGCUAGGCAAUCCCGAAGGACGGUUCGGGUACGCGGACGAUACCGCCAUUCUCUGCACUGGACCAUCGCUGGAAGAAACAUCGCGAACAGCGUCGGAAUAUCUCCAAGAACUCGUGAACUGGGGCGCCGCCAACGGCAUUUCAUUCGACCCGAAGAAGACAGAAGUCAUGCACUUCUCACCGAGGAGGCGGGAAACCGAGCCACCUGUCCGCCAUGGUGACGCGGAGAAGCAACCAGAGGCAGCCAUGCGCUGGCUAGGCCUCUGGCUGGACAGGAAGUUGACAUUCAAGACACAUGUCGAGACGUGGACAGCCAAGGCCCAGGCGGUCGCCCACCACCUCCGAAGCCUAGGGAACACCCGACGCGGCGCCCUGCCGAGCGCUGUGCAGAGGGCUGUCAGAGCCUGUGUCGAGCCGAUUCUGCUCUUCGGUGUGGAAGCGUGGUACCCAGGUCCAACGUUGCCGCGCUGGAGACGGCCGACGAAGGAAGGACCAUCUAGAAUCCAGCAGCUUGUGCGGAAAAUGACCAAAGCUCUCAAGCAGGCCAUUCGAGCCAUUCUUCCAACCUGGAAGACCACACCGAUCGCCGUGUUGCACCGGGAAAGCGGCAUACCUCCCGUCCACCAACUCCUGGAGGCAUGA
This is a messenger RNA of Metarhizium guizhouense ARSEF 977, 846 nucleotides long. NCBI's taxonomy places the organism in Eukaryota, Fungi, Ascomycota, Sordariomycetes, Hypocreales, Clavicipitaceae. The record is from the annotation of a GenBank genome assembly.